Molecule: messenger RNA, 1446 nt
Organism: Botrytis deweyae
Lineage: Eukaryota; Fungi; Ascomycota; Leotiomycetes; Helotiales; Sclerotiniaceae
Exons: 4
Coding region: 1-1446 (481 amino acids)
Source: RefSeq, a predicted model, not a curated record
AUGCCAAUCCCAUUAUCAUUUGAUGAUUCAAAAUCUCCGGAUAGAAGAAGUCAGGUCCCAGAUAUGCCAGUUGCAUCAGUUGACCAAGAUGCCUAUCAGGAUAAUUUGAGAGGCGAGCAGUCAUCCAUGGAACUGGAUAACAACAUUUCAAGUCCACCAUCGUUAGUCGCGCAGUCCAGAGAAGAGAUUGCGCUGAAGCUAUCGUCUCUAAAGUCGCAACCGCUAGUCUCAGAAAAGAAGAAUUCACUUAAAGCCUUCCUCUUCAAGGCCAUGAAGGCGAAAUCUGAAUCCGUAACUGGUGAUGUUGACGCGGUGUUACCUUCUUUCCAAGAUAGUGAUUUCCCACUGGAGCACAUUCUAAAACUCAUCACCAUCAGUAAAAUUUCUACUUGUGCAAAGAAAGAUAAAAUCGGCGCAGAAAUUGCACAAGUUAGAUGUGACUUUGAGUUACACAACUUGGUCGAGGAAGCAGGAAUGGCGGUUGAUCCGACUGUGAAUCUCAAGAAAGGGCAUCCUGUUGAUAUUCGAAAAGCUAUGUACUACGAGAAAUUGGCUAAGAUGAACUUCUCGAGGGCGGGAGGAAACCUGGCCACUUGCACUGAGAAAAAUCUGAAACCAUUUCUCGAUGAUUGCCGCAAGCAAAAGAGAGUUGGCGGUAAGAUUUCUCAAUUGAUAGAUUCCUUUGGUAAAGGAUUUUUGUUCCUCUAUCCAUUCUUUAUGCCCGAACUCCAAAAGGGAGGAGAAAACAGGACCGGAUUCAAGAAGUGGUCAGUUGCUCGCCUUAAUGUGCUAUGUACUUUGAUACACUCAUCACAAAGCGCUUUUGCAAAGAAUUUGAAAAUCUUAGCCAAAGCAUUUGAGCCUUUCCUUGUCGAGUUAUCUAAUGAUCUCGAAAUUGAAGCCUUGUUGAAGGAAUUAGAUAGCCAAGAUCUACACCCAGAAGGGUUUGAAGAUUCCCGGGACCAGCAACACAGCGGUGAUAGUGAUAAUAUGGAAGAACUUUUUCAGGAAUUCCCUGGAACUUCAUCUGUUUUCUUUGCGGGCAAGUCGUCGAAUCCGGGAUUGACCAUUCUAUUGGAAGAUCUACAGAGAUUUGCCGAAGGAAGCUGGCUUUCAGAUACUGUUGUAGAUGCAGUCAUGCAUUUAUAUCGUGAGAAAAAGCCAAAGGAUUUGUACUUGUUGAGGUCAUCCAACCUCGAGACUUUCAAUAACAAGCCAAAGGAGGAUCAAGAAGGUCUUUGUAAGAUGUACAUUGAUUCUAUCAAAGGCCCGGGUCUGUACUUCAACCAGGUACUUUGCGUCAAGGCCUUUGCAAGUCACUGGACUACUCAACUUGCACAGAUUACCACAUCAGCUGGACUCGAAGCGACUGUCCUGAUCACCAUUAAAUUAUGGGACAGCCUCGAAAAUGGCCACACUCCCACUUUGGAUUCCAAAGAUGGUUGA